This is a messenger RNA of Aspergillus versicolor CBS 583.65, 525 nucleotides long. RefSeq lists its product as uncharacterized. The transcript is spliced from 2 exons. Bases 1 to 525 code for a protein of 174 amino acids. NCBI's taxonomy places the organism in Eukaryota, Fungi, Ascomycota, Eurotiomycetes, Eurotiales, Aspergillaceae. The record is from RefSeq and is a predicted model, not a curated record.
AUGGUGGAGCCGUUUGGAAUCGCAUCUCUCAGUAUCGAGGCGUGCAAAGCGCUCGUCUCGUACUGCGAUGGCUGGCGUGCCUUUGAUAGUGAAAUCGACAGUGUUAAAACGAAAGCUGAAGGGCUCCUAUCGACACUCCAACUUCUCGACAAGUUACUGGCCGGGACCAGUGCAGUUCAUCCGAUUCUCACCGCGGAUAUUGAACUUAAAAUGUCUCAGGUUGAGGCCAGGAUAACAAAGGUUUGCCAGCAGGUUACCAAAUGCUCUGUCAUUUCACAGAGCAGUGGAGUGGAGCAAAAACUGCGAGAGACAGCGAAGAAGGCGAAAUAUCCGUUUCGCAGAGAUACCUUGAAAAGUGCGGCGAAUGACUUGCAGGAUAUCCAGAUCAACCUCAACACUGCAUUACUAGCAUUGCAAAUACAGCAGACGGAGUCACUACGCAAUAUCGAGGUGCAAGGGGCUUCAAUAAUCACCACGGUCAACCAAGUCCAGUCAAGCCUUGAUACUAUGGUGGGCACCGGAUGA